GCAUUCGGAAAUCAAGGUAAAUGAUGGUAUGAAAUUUCUGAAUUUGGUUCAAAUUAUUCAACAUUAGAUCGAAGUAUCAAAGAUUACGUUAGAUCAUGGGAGAUGCACCUAGCCCCUCAGUGUUGUACUUUGACCCAAAGAAACCUACAGAAAAUUUUGCACGACUCUGUCAGUUCUUAGUGACAAUAUGCAGUGACGUCAUGAGAGAUAUUCUCAGCCAUUAUAUAAAGCCAGCCAAUCUAAGAACAGAGUUGGACAAAAGUAGAUCAAAACUGGAAAAAAUAACAAAUAAACAGGAAAAGGACUUGGUGUAUCCUCCACAUUCAUCUACCAGUAACGUUCCGCUAAUAAGAUCCAGAGAUCUUGAUUUAUCAUUACUCUACAAAAUUUUGCGCAAUUUGUGCAAUAUUCCAACACAUAUAGCUGGUUGGGGAAAUCAACCUCGUCCAUCUGACUUUUCUUUGGCUGCAUGUAUAGAAAGAAUCCGCAUUUUACGUAAUUCCAUCUCUGGACACUCUACCAAUGGUACUGUUGAUGAUGUGGAGUUUGAGGAUUACUGGAGAGAGUUAAGGAGGUCGGUUGUUGAGAUUGAGAGAGAAGUCACUGGUAGCGAUAGAUAUGAAAGAGGAAUAGACCAUUUAUAUGACUGUGAUUUGAAUCCGACCAAAUCAAAGGAAUAUGUGGCCCAAAUUAGGAGUUGUUCAGGUAAAUAAAAU
Molecule: messenger RNA, 716 nt
Organism: Saccostrea cuccullata (small rock oyster)
Lineage: Eukaryota; Metazoa; Mollusca; Bivalvia; Ostreida; Ostreidae
Exons: 2
Coding region: 96-713 (205 amino acids)
Source: RefSeq, a predicted model, not a curated record